AUGCAUAAUUUGGCCACGUGCUAUCAUCAGCAAGAGAGAUGGCAAGAGGCGGAAUCAUUGCAUACUAAACAGUUGGCUUUACAAAAGGAGACCUCUGGCGAAGAGCAUCUGGACACACUUGAAUGUAUGAGCAAGCUUGCUGUAACAUUAAAAUCACUUAGACAAAGUGAUGAAGCCAUUGAAUUGAUGACGGAAAGCUACGAUAAACAAAUUCAAUCCUUGGGAGCUGAAGAUUCUAUUGUACAAGCAUCCGCUGGGUAUUCGAGGAGCUGGAAGAAAGAGAGAGAGGAUAAGCAGGCUUGA
Molecule: messenger RNA, 303 nt
Organism: Penicillium angulare
Lineage: Eukaryota; Fungi; Ascomycota; Eurotiomycetes; Eurotiales; Aspergillaceae
Product: tetratricopeptide repeat protein
Exons: 1
Coding region: 1-303 (100 amino acids)
Molecular function (GO): protein binding
Source: RefSeq, a predicted model, not a curated record